AUGGUGCUGAUGCUGAAGCGUACCAUCACAUCGAAGAAAAGAGGUCGGUCCGUAAGAUCGACUGGAGGCUGCUGCCCAUGUUUGGCGCUUUAUACUCCAUUUCCCUCUACCAACAUUGCCAAUGCGCGAGGCGCAGGCAUGGGCGCCGACCUCGCCCUCCAUGUCGGAGACAGAUACACCAUCGCUCUCGUCAAAUUAUCCCCGACGUACUUCCCCUUCGAACUGCCAUCUAGUAUUGUCCUCCGCAAAGUCGGAAGCGCGAAUUGGCUCGCCUUCAUUGCCCUGUCAUAG
Ascochyta rabiei is the source of this 291-nucleotide messenger RNA. RefSeq lists its product as uncharacterized. NCBI's taxonomy places the organism in Eukaryota, Fungi, Ascomycota, Dothideomycetes, Pleosporales, Didymellaceae. Bases 1 to 291 code for a protein of 96 amino acids. The transcript has 2 exons. The record is from RefSeq and is a predicted model, not a curated record.